Pteropus alecto (black flying fox) is the source of this 8257-nucleotide messenger RNA. RefSeq names its product C2 calcium dependent domain containing 3 (gene C2CD3). The record is from RefSeq and is a predicted model, not a curated record. Gene Ontology annotation, cellular component: centriole; centriolar satellite. Gene Ontology annotation, biological process: centriole elongation; cilium assembly. NCBI's taxonomy places the organism in Eukaryota, Metazoa, Chordata, Mammalia, Chiroptera, Pteropodidae. The coding region runs from base 209 to 7105 and encodes 2298 amino acids. The transcript has 33 exons.
AGUCUUUUGGCGAUAAGGCGUCUUGGCGCCUUCCCUUCUUACGGUUUCCCGGAGACUGUUAGAGGAAAAGCUGCUUCUUCCUGCCUCCCAGGCUGCUCGGCGGUGCCGGUUGCCGGGGAACGCAGGCGCGGUGGGAGGGAAUGGCGGGAGGCUACGGCUUAGGUGCUGGGGCCGGAGUUGAAUCCGUGAAGAAAAGCUCGGCCUCAUCAUGAAACAACGAAAAGGCCAAAGGCCAGGGGGCGGCUAUGGCCGCAGGAAAAGAGGUUUGAGUGACAUUUCUCCAUCUACAAGCCUACCACCUCUGGUUGAAGGCCAGCUACGCUGCUUUCUGAAACUUACUGUUAAUAAAGUCGUAUGGAAGAUUGCAAAGCCUCCCUCUUGUGUACUUGUCCGAGUGAGAUGGUGGGGAGAAACAUCAGAUGGAACUCUCUUUUGUCCCAGGGACACAUUGCAGACUGAACCAAAAGCUGUGAGAACAACUACACGUUAUGCUAUUCGCUGUGGUCCAAAGCAGUUUACCUCUUAUCUAACAGAUAUGGCUGUCCUGGUGCUGGAAGUAAUCACCAAACUUGAUCAUCUUCCAAUUGGUAGAGUUCAGAUAAGUGGAUUAGCCAAGCUUUCUCCAACUCAUCACAUCAGUGGAUUUUUUAGCAUUAUUUCACCAACAUCUAAGAAACUUGGAGAACUCCAGGUCUCACUUGCCCUGGAGCCUCUGUCAGAAACUUAUGACAGCUAUAACCCUCUUCCUACCACUGACAUGACAGAAAAUGUGCUUUUACCUGAGCAGGGAUUUAGAGAAUAUACUGAACCCAGCAAUACCCAGUUUCUGGUUCCAUCAAGGUCUUGUAGGAUACCUACCACCAAAAUUGAUGGAAAAGAUUUAGCAACUAACAGUAGUAGAUCAACCACUCCAAGGGGGAAGGACCACUUGUACUUUGCAGAGAACUCUGAUACAACAAAGGACUCUGUUUUUAGACUACAACACCAUCUUAAUUCAGGACAGAGUUUAGAGUCUAUGACUCUGAAAGACAAAGCCCCACGGAAGCAGAUGUCCCUUCUCAACAGUUCUGAAUUCCAGCCUCAAAUUAGGACAGUUGCCAAGAGUCACAGUGAUUCAUGCAUUCUUUCUUCAAACAAUCCCCCUACCAAGGACCUUCUUUCGGCCCUGUUGGAACAAGGCAAUAAACUACGUAAUGCCAUGGCAGUUUCUGCAAUGAAAUCAAGCCCAGAUACUAGCAUGUUGUUGUUGGAUGAAGUUCAUCCUCCUAUGAAGGAAGAUUUUCUUAAAACAUCAACACAAAUCAAAGCCUUGUCUAAGAAUCAAUUGAAAGACCCCAUUGAAGAUCACCUCCCUCCGAAUGAGAAUACAUUUUGGAAACAUGACACAAAAGCUGAUACCAGAGCCAUACAGCUGCUAUUGGGCAGUGCUGAAUUAUCCCAAGGUAAUUACUGGGAUGGGCUAGGCUCUCCUCCAGAUUCUCCAUCUCCUGGGAGUGAUGUGUAUUGCAGCAGUGAGCCUAAUGACCCUCAGUAUGACCAGAGUCUCCUGGAGAACUUAUUUUACACAGCACCUAAAUCUGAUACCAGCAUUAGUGAUUUCUUCACUGAAGAUGAUGAUAUUGUCCCUCCUAAAAAAAUGAGCCAGUCGAAAGCUCUUGCCAGAUCUUCUAAGGUUCUGGAGUCAAAUGAUCAUAAGUUGAAGAAGAGGGCAGCGGGCAAGAAAAAUAGAAAUUUGGUUGAACAACAGAUGGUCUCAAAAACUCCAGAAGAUGCCCAAGUGAUGACACUGAGUGUAGACAGACUGGCCCUUCUGGGUAGAACACAUUCAGUCAGAAUCAUCAUCGAAACAAUGGGAGUUCCUCCAGAUAGUCCUCAGAUAACCCCUGGCAAAAAAAGCUUUCCUAGAAGACCACCUAAGGUGACAACAACAAAAAAGCGCACCUUCUUUGUGGAAUAUCACUUUCCGGUGGGGUUUUCCAAAAGUGGAUUGGAAAAGACAGCUUUGAUAACUGAGGUCGUUCGACUCGCCUCCAGUAAAAUUAUAGAUGGAGUGGUGAAAUUCCAGCAGAGAUUUGUGUUUCCAGUACAGUUUGGUGGCCCAAUGAUAGAACACUGGUGGAAUUCUAACCUCAUUUUCCAAAUUUACACAAAGAAAACCUCACAGAUAAAGCCAGAAGUCAUUGGAUCUGCAUCACUGCCUUUGAGAGCUGUCAUUCAGUCUGAGCUACUUUCUUUCAGUGACCAGCUUCCAGUGCAACAGGAAAAUGGUCAGACUCCACUUGGCCCCCUCAAGGUAACUAUGGAGCUUGUUAUAGAUAACAAAGAUUUCACUGGUGUCAAGACUAAGUUAAAUAGCAGUACCCAACAUACCCCACUUUGUGCUGUUAAAAGUCCAGAUAAGAAACUACCAGAACCUAGCCAACGUGUUACCUGUACCAAAAAUCCACAGAACCUAAAUCAAGUACAUGAAGAAACUGCAAAGGAAGCACAGAAUUUGGUGUUCCCCAACCCAAAGUCACCAAGUCCUGUUGCACUAUAUUCUUCAGCCUUCAUGGCUGUGCCAGCGUCUCACAAUUUAGUAAAUCGGACAGAUGGGUCAACAAAAGAGAGUGCUUUACUGUUGCAUGUGCUGUUGAUGGUGCCAGAUGGGAAAGAUUUCAUUACUGGAGAAUCUGAAAAACAACUACCAUGCAAUGUUUAUUUUAAUUGCAAACUCUUCAGCACAGAGGAAGUCACCAGAUCUGUCAUCGCAUGGGGCACAACACAACCAGUCUUUAACUUUUCUCAGGUGAUUCCUGUCUCUCUAUCUCCCAAAUACUUGGAAAGGCUUAAGAACAAUGUAAUGGUAAUCGAAACUUGGAACAAGGUGCGGAGCCCAGGACAGGACAAGCUGCUCGGGCUGGUGAAACUCCCCCUCCAUCAGUUUUACAUGUCAUUCAAAGAUCCCAAGAUUUCUCGCCUGCUGCUUGAUGCUCAGUACCCAGUUGUUGCUGUCGACAGCUACAUGCCUGUGAUUGAUGUGUUCUCAGGCCAGCAGAAUGGGAGUCUUCGAGUCUUUUUAGCUAUGGGUUCUUCAGAUCAGAUAAUGGCACUACAAAGAUUAAAGAAUGAAGAAGGAACACUUCCUCCCUUCAGCCCUAGGCCACCCCAUUUUCUGGACCCACCAUCUGUAGCAUCCAUUGCCAUGGCAGAAGACCAAAGAAAUGGAUUAAUGGAGCACCACUUUGAGCUCCAUAUAGACAAGGUUAAAGGACUAACCCCUCUUCAGGCAACAGUAUGGGGAGAAGCAGAUUGUUAUGUCCAGUACUACUUUCCAGUUCAAGACUCACAAUCCAGUGUGCUAAAAGGACCUGAGUUCCUUGAAAAUGGGAUCACUCUGAAGCCUUUCAGAUCUGCAACCACACUGUGUGUUCCAGAUCCCAUCUUUAAUAGUGAGCACCAUCACUCUCUCCUGUUGCCAGCUGAAGUUCCAGUGCAAAGACUCCUACUCAGUGCCUUCUCUGCACAGGCGCUUGUGCCUGGAGGUGGAGUCCACUUUGAAAUCUGGUGCAGAUACUAUUAUCCUAAUGUGAGAGACCAGAUGGUCGCCAAAGGAACCUUGCCAUUAUCAAGGAUCUGUGCCAUGGUAACCAUGCGACGCUGUGAAGAUGUGAGAAUACAGACCUUUAAUCUCCCUUUAACCCCUAGGCUUGAGAAUAGGAAAGAACUAAGGAACCAGCCAUCAGGUUUACUGGAUGUGGGCCUAAGAUACAGGUGUAUUCCAAGGACAGCAGAGGGAGUUCUUGCUGCCCGAGCUGUCUCCAUCUCAGUCCAGAUUAUCAGAGCAUGUGGUCUGCAAGCAGCAGCCAAGGCUUUGGCUGAGCAGGAACCCUCUCUACAGUUUAGUGCCACAGUUGGGGUCAAUGCCUUUGUCACCAUUCAUCUCUCCUUCCUGCCCAAGGGAGAACAGCGCCAAACUCGCCCUGUGGCCUGUACCUUCUGCCCUGAGUUUUCCCAUCAUACUGAAUUCUCAUGUAACUUAGUAACUCAGCACUGCAGUGGGGAGGCCUGUUUCCUGGCAGAGCUGUUGGAGUUUGCAGAGGUCACUUUUGCUAUUUAUCAUGAAGAUACCAAGUCAGCCAGUGAUAUAACCUGUAUCCAGUCAUUCAAAGAUUAUCUGCUUGGAGUAGUAAAGGUUCCAACAAAAGAGCUGCUAGUCAAGAGAUCCGGGAUCACAGGUUGGUAUCCUAUCAUUUUACCAGAAGAUGGUGCCGUGCCUCAUGGCUUGGAGCUCAUGCAGAAGAUUGUGGGUGGUCUGGAGCUUUCAGUUUCCUUCACUCACCCUGGAGACAGAGAGCGAGUAUUGGAAGCUGCUGAGUUAUUGGGCUGGAGCUUUGAGAAUAACCUGAAGGAUAUUGUCAAGAUGGAUGAAGAGGAGCCAGCCAAGCCAGCCACUGUCACCAUUUCCACACCAAGGCUCUGGCUGCCUAUCCAUUGUGUGCUGCUUGCCGGCCAGAAGCACAUUCAUAAGAACACAUAUUGCUACCUCCGCUACAAGCUAUAUGAUCAUGAAGGCUUUUGGACCCCUCUCAAGAAGCCUAAGGAAUCUACAAACAAAAAGCAGGUCAUGGUUACUUUUAAGGCAUCCAAAAGAGCAGAAGUCACUAGGGGUCCAUCCCUGCUUUGGUACUUCAGGGAGGAGAGAUUAGAGAUCCAAGUGUGGCGGGCUUAUGGCAAUGACAGUGUGGAGAGGCCCCACCAAACAGACAGUUGGAUUGGCUCUGCCUAUGUGGACCUAGCCAGACUUGGGGAGAGGACAGCAAGGACACUAACUGUCAGUGGUGUGUAUCCUCUAUUUGGACGAAAUGCUUCCAACCUCUCAGGAGCUGCCUUGAGAGUUCAUGUGGUUCUUUCCUCUCUUUCCCCACAUCUUGAGCCCACUCAUGAGCUGGACUCCAUGGACUGCAGCAGCCACAGUGAGUCUGAGCAACACCCCAGAAGAAAUGAUGAGAUCCAGCUCUCUUUACCACCUGGCCACCAGAAGUCUCCUGCCUCCACCCAGGUCCCCUGCAACAGCACCACGGCUGAAGUCUCUCUGGCCCAGGAGGGCCCUACUGAGUUGGAUGGAACUUUUGCUGUCAGUAUCUUAGUAGAAAGGGCAAUGCACUUGAGCUUGAAAGGGAGCCCCUUGACAGAGCGGAAAGUAUCGAUACCCAGUUGUUGCGUAUCUUUUACAACAGCUGAUGAGCCAUCUCCUGUCUACACCCAAGUGGUUGAAAACACAGAUUCUCCCAUCUGGAAUUUUCAACAGCAAUCAAGGCUAUCAAAAGAGCUUCUUUUGGACCCACAACAAACUCUGGUCUUCAAAGUUUGGCACAAAGGAGAUGAGGAGAGGGUGAUUGGCUUUGCCUCGGUGGACCUCUCCCCGCUUCUCUCUGGUUUCCAGUUUGUCUGUGGCUGGUACAACAUCACAGACUUCAGUGGAGAGUGCCAGGGGCAAAUAAAAGUUGCUGUCUCCCCUUUGGAGAGUUUGAUGCACUUCAAAGAAGAAAGGCAAGCAAGACGUGUUGUGGAGACCCAAGGAUCACUGAUCCCAAAAUACAGUCCCUUUUCCUUCCCUAUCUCUGAUAUGUAUGCUGCAUUCCCCAGCUGCAUUGCAAGACAGACCCCAGAACAACUUGCUCACACAUCAUCAAAGGAGCUUGAUUUCUCCUCUCCUGGGAGAAGCAGUACCGCAAGAAACCAGGCAUCACGCCAUGAAGAGCACGUGCAGAACAUCCGCCGAUUUCAUGAAUCCCUGCAACAGGGAGAGGCAAUCUUGCCAAGUAGAGACAAACUGACCACAUCGCCGUUGUCCUCCCAUCCUUCCAUUUUGACUUCUCUCAGGAGGAAUCUGAGUGAGCUAGACCAGAUCCAACGGUACUUCAGCCAGAAGCUCAUCAAGCCUGUUCUUCCCCUCAGUCCUCAGACUCAGACCAUCUUGGAGUGCCAGCAAAACCAUAGGGACUGUCAUGGGCCAGGAGCUAGCAGCCUAGACCCUGAGAGCCAGUGCAUCCUGGAGAAAUCCAAUAACCUGGUGUUGCAAGUCAGCUCCUUAAUCACGGAUCUGCAGACUAUCACCAGGAAUUCUCAAGCAUCUUUGAGUUCUCACCGAGCCAGGAGUCGAAGCAGAGAAGUUACCACUCUCCCAAAUGCUCAGGACACAGAAGCCACACAAGUACAAAGUACAACUCCAGACCUGUCAAGAGUUUUAGAUGAAGGCACAGACUCCCCACCUCCCCCUACUCUUGAAGCUACUUCGAGUGGAAGAGGAAUGUUCCAUGAGUCUCUGGGAAACACAGUACCCAUUACAAGGAUGCAGAGCAGUGAGGACACUGAGGCAGGCCCAGCCUACAGUGAUGAAGACUAUGAAGAAGACAUCAUUGAACCCAGGACACUCAAUGAGAUCACCACUGUAACAGACAAAACUAGCCCUUGGUCCAGUUUCAUGUCGGACACAAGUGAGAUCAUCAGCCUUCAGCCUGAUGAGAUGCAGAGGGUAGGCCCCUCUUGUCCUUCUCCAGAGCCUUGCCCCAGAGAGGAGCUCAAGGGCAGAAAUAGCUUUCUGUCCAGCCCAGAAAGAGCUGCCAACUCCCACCUGCCUAGGCAGGGUUCUGCUAGCCAAAGUCUUGUUUCUUAUGAAGGUGAGGGCUCUAAGGCCAGGGUUGGAGAGCUUGCUUCAGCAGACCUUCAGCUAACCCCUCACGUGACACUUUCAGGAGCCCAACAGAGCAAUACCUGCUCAUCAAGAGCAGAUCAGGACCAGGAGCCCAAGCCAACAGCCCAGGCUGAGAAUGCAGCCGCCUCCAGUGAACUAAGUGACUCUGCUGAUAGCUUCGAAAAAUUCCCUCUACACCUAGCCUCCCGGAACAAAAGGGAAAACCAUAAGAGACCACCCAUCAACUGCCCUGAUAUCAGGCAGAAGCAGGCAACAUCUAGAUCAGAGGUUUCCACAAAGCAGAGCCUCCUUCCAGAGCCCAUCGUGGUGCCCAACUUCUUUUUGCCUCCCCAGCAGUUGGAGGCCUCCCUGCGGAUGCUCUCACUCUCUACAGCUUUGCCACCACCGGCCACAACAGAUCAGGCAUAGUCAACAGCUUGACAUGAACGGUAGGGAGAGGAGAGCAGAAGCCCUGUCCUGUAUCCCCAUUUGAAGACUCCAUCUGUUCUGCCUCCUCCUGCUAAGGCUAGCCUUGGCCCUGAAGGCUGAAGAGGAGCAAUUUGAGAGGCUGCUGGGUUCUUCUCAGCCGGUGUCCUGAGACUGUUAUACUGCAGCUGACCUUCAGGACCAGGGCAAGUGACCCAUCCCUGAAAAAGAGAGCCUGUAAGUGCUGGCUCAGUUGCUCUGGCUUCAUCACAAGAUCUAAGGGAAGGCCUAAUCCUUCACUCCAGGAAUCUCCCAGACAGUCUCCACUUCAAGCUGCUGAUUCCGUUUGCUUAGUAACUAUGAGCAAACUAGUUUUACCAACUUCCCAGAAGCAGAGGAAAGAAGUAAAAGAUGAGACACCAGUAAUUUACAUGUUGUUUUCCCCAGACUUAUGUCUUCUGCUCUUGUUGAUGUUUCUUUAGGAAAAAUCUCAACUACUCCAAUUACUUCAGUUAUUAUUUAUAGUUCUGUGACUCUCGAAUCCUUAUCUUCAGUCUAAACUUAUCUCCCAUGCUGCAAACACACAUGGAUCCAGCUGUAUCCUGAAUGUCUUUUCUUUGAUGUUACAAAUAAUUCACUAUGUCUAAAACUUGAGCCUGUCAUCUUCCUUUGCAUGCCCCAUCUACUGCCUGCACUUCUUAUCUCAGUAAACUUAACUACUAUCUUGUAGUUAGUCCUGCCAGAAGCAGAGGUAUCAUCUUUCACUCCUCCUACUCCUUUAAUCCCCCACAACUCCGAGCCAAUCUGUUGUCAAGGCCUGUUAAUUUUAACCUCUAAAUAUCUUUUGAAUCCACUCACUUCUCAUCAUACCAUUAUCUAGUUCCAGUCAUCUAACUCAUGAUCGUUUCUAAUUAGUCUCACUCAUCCACACUUUCCCACUGCUAUCAAUUCUCCAUGCUAUAGUCAAUGUGAUCUCCCACUGUAAUUAGACCUUUACCCCACUUUACCACUGGAGUAGGGAGGAACUCUUCAAGGUUGCCAAAAUCCAAAAAACAUCCAUGUUCUUAAGCCAGUUAUCAAAUAUGAGUGCCCAAUUUAUUUGAUCUCUUAGCAGCAUGUGAUAUAGUUGAUCUCUCUCCUUUAAACACUUUCUUC